This is a messenger RNA of Malania oleifera, 696 nucleotides long. RefSeq lists its product as uncharacterized. The transcript has 2 exons. Lineage: Eukaryota; Viridiplantae; Streptophyta; Magnoliopsida; Santalales; Ximeniaceae. The record is from RefSeq and is a predicted model, not a curated record. Bases 1 to 696 code for a protein of 231 amino acids.
AUGCACCUCCUCAGCAGUAGUAUGGAGGAGGUAGUCAGGCAACUAGAAGUGGUAACCAGGGGGGGUACCGCGCAAGCGUGGGUGUACUCAUUGACGCCACGUGAUGCAGAGAACACCAGCAAUGUGGUGACAGGUGCAACCCACUCGUUUGUAUCUCGGGGAUUUUCUAGAGUUUGUGGUGUUGAGGCUCACUUGGUAGAGGUCGAGUUAGGUGUGGUCAUGCUGACAAGGUCGAUUAUUAUGUGCAAUAAGGUGGUUAGAGACCACCCAGUGGAGAUUCAAGGGAGGAGGUUACCUGCUAUACUAAUUGUUCUUGAGAUGCAGAGAUUUGAUAUUAUUUUAGGGAUGGAUUGGUUAGCAUCUAGCUAUGCGAGCAUAGAUUGCCAAAAGAAGGAGGCAGUGUUUAGACCUCUUGGAGAACAGGAGUUUAAUUUUAUCAGGUCGUGUGUACGCUCUGCACCACAGAUCCUCUCGGCGAUGCAAGCGAUAAGGUUACUCCUGGAUGGCUUCCCGGGGUACCUGGCGUGUGUGAAAGCGGUACCAAAGGAGGGACUGAAGUUGGAGGAUAUUCCAGUGAUACGGGAGUUCUCGAACGUACUUCCCGAGGACUUACCUAGAUUGCCUCGAGAUCGUGAGGUGGAGUUCGCUAUUGAGUUAGCACCAGGGACGACACCAAUCUCCAAGGUGCCUUACUGA